GUGCAAAGUGGUAGUCCUUUGCUUUCAACAGCCUUGCAAAAUGGUACAUAAUACAGGCAUGGUAUUGCUAACGACAUGUUAUGUAUUUGCGUCUAUUUGCGGGCUCGUGAAUGCAAAGUUACUCUAGUUUAUUGUACAAUGGUUGUGGUGAAGGUUUUGACUCCGUCCCUUGUCCUGCGCCGAAUGAGUCAAAAUUUAAGCAUAAAAAAAGUUGCUGUCGCUGUUGCGCGCACGCAUAAGUUUUCUAUUGCAUCAUAAUCAAAAUGUCUCAUCACACAGCUAUGACCAUGGCAGCACUUUGCGCCGUCGGCGGAAUCGCCGGCUUUGCUAAGACCCGUUCAACUCCAUCGCUCGUUGCUGGCCUUGGUGUAGCUUCUCUUUAUGGUGGCGCCGCCUACCUUUUGAAGGAGAACAAAGAUUAUGGUGCUGAAACAGCUGCUGUCGCUUCCCUUGUCCUUGCUGGAGCAAUGGGUCCUCGUGCUGUCAAAACCGGCUUCCGCAAGCCCGUACCCGUAGCGCUUACUAUUGUUUCUCUGGCUGCCGGCGCGUAUUACGUCAACAAGGUUCUAGAAUAUAGAAAUGGCGUUUGAGUCCUUUGUAGAAUAUAAAAAGUGAAAUUGUGUGGAAUGGUACAGUAUUCUAUCGGUUGCUGACUGGCCGAACGGUUACCAAAAAUUGAAACAAUAAAAAAGUCAUUUUGCAAUCUUGUUUGGAAAAUAAGCGACGUCAAUGAUAUCACUCAUGGUCUAAAAUGAGGCAUCU
Molecule: messenger RNA, 762 nt
Organism: Umbelopsis ramanniana AG
Lineage: Eukaryota; Fungi; Mucoromycota; Umbelopsidomycetes; Umbelopsidales; Umbelopsidaceae
Exons: 2
Coding region: 264-590 (108 amino acids)
Cellular component (GO): membrane
Source: RefSeq, a predicted model, not a curated record